This is a messenger RNA of Pocillopora meandrina, 23947 nucleotides long. The record is from the annotation of a GenBank genome assembly. NCBI's taxonomy places the organism in Eukaryota, Metazoa, Cnidaria, Anthozoa, Scleractinia, Pocilloporidae.
AUGCCGUGGUUCUUCCCUUGGUCGGACUUUAUAAAGAAAAGGGCCUGUAGAUACCUAUUACAGCACUAUCUCGGCCAUUUUCUGCAAGAGAAACUCACGUUAGAUCAGUUAACUGUCGAUCUUUACAAUGGCACCGGAAGAGUAGACAAAGUCCCAUUAGACGUUUGGGUGAGUAAAGUUAAUUUUCAAUGCUAAAGGAACAAAGGAAGAUUGCUUCGUGCUUUCUAGUUUAAAGAUUUUGAAUAGAAAACUGCUCAUCGCGGUCCGAAGCGAAAUAAAUGGAAGGUAUUCUUAGCAUCGCAGUUAGAAAUCAUUUCCAAUUUUUGGUACAAUGUAGUAUUUUAGAAUUACACGAAUUGUUCUAGACUGUGAAAUGUUUUGUAAUGUGUCGAAGUUCUCAGUUUGUGGCUUUGAAAUCGAACGUUAUGAUUAUUUGCAAAAAAUGUUUUUUUUUUUUCAUUUGUGUGCCAUUUUGUUAGGUUUGAAUGGAAUCGAGCCAAAGGCGUUAGGUGAUAUUGACACAGAUGUUUGUGUGUGAUUUACUUGUAAUUUUUUUCAUACAAACAUAAUAUGUUUUAGAACUUGUGGCAUAGUUUUACAGCCAUCAUUGAAAGUGAUAUUUCAGAUUUUACCUACUUUAUUUUUGCAAAGUUCUUAAUAGGAAUUAAUACAUUUUGAUUAAAUUUUAAUGGCAUUUGAUGCUUGAUUGUCUGUACUGAGAUUGUGGUCAAAAUAACUUAAAAUGCUGGGUAAAACUCGGGUCAGUUGUCCAUCUUUAUGAGUGCUAUGGAUCCAAUGGUGGAUGUGCUGUUAAAUAUUGUUAAAGCUUCAUGUAGUCCUCUGUUCAGUGUUGCUCAAAAGAAAGUCUCACAAGUGCGGUGACUUCCUGGGUCAUAUUGCUUUCUAUAAAUUAUAAUGCUGUGGAUAAUUUUUUUUGUAUUGGUGAAAAGUCAAAUGAAUUGAUGACAAUGGAAAAGUAAAAAUUAAUUGAGCAUAACUCUUUGAUAACAGGGAAAUGUUGUAACAUUAAUGUUCACUUUGCAAAAGUACUGUAAACAAUCAUGUAUAAGCGGCAUCCGUAGAUAAGCUGCACCCUGAUCUGGAAGCGCAGAAUUUGGGAAAAAUAAAAACAAUACUGUUUGAAGUUUCAGUAGAGUUGUAUUGCUACAAACAAUCAAGGUUUCGAAACACUGACAUAGAAGUUGUGGCUAUCUUUCACAUUUAUCAAGUCUAAAGAAAGCAAAGAAAGUUGUACCUUCUUUUUCAUUGGAAUUUACACAAUCUUUAACUUAAAAUUCUCUUUCGAUCUGAUUUGUCAAGAUUAUCACUUCGAAACAUGCCAUAAAGUUGAAAUUCCUUCGGCAUUGAAAAAAACAAACAAACAAGUGCCUAGUAGCCAAGCUUUAAAUGUUGAGAGGAGUCUGGGCCUUUCGACUCAGCUGUUUGGGGAUACCACGUGUAAGAAGAUGUUUGGAAACCCGCAAUAGGUGAAAAACUUCAUGCAGAACAGGAGCCUGAUAAUGCAGUCGACAAAUUUGCCAUGAAGGUAGUAAAAAACAACAAGAGAUUUCUUGUAGGUUGGUGUUUAGUUGUUCGAGUGAAGCGAAAAUUAAUCGCAAGAACUCUUGGAGAGCAAGAUUCACCGAUAAACACUCGAAGACACAAACGGCUCCUUUAGGAGCCACCACUCAAUGAAAAAGUCAAUGAACUACAGCAACACGCUCUCAGUUUCUUUUAUUUUUAUUUCUUGGCAUCUUAAGAAGUUUUAUGAAUAUUAAUUAGGUUUUUGAGAACUCCAAACACAGAUGUAUCCAUGGAUAAGCUGCACCCUUGAUUUUUGGCUUCAAUUUUUACUUGUUAUCAACAUAUGCCAUGUAGUUCUGAUGAGCUUUUAAAAUUUCUAGGUCCAAAUAAAAGGUGAUAAAAUUUUCAUAAGACUUAAGACAGUGCUCUUCUUUUUAGGCUGUGAACAGUAUUAUAAUUAUAUCUUUUGGUUAGUAUGUGUGUUAGUGGGCCUUGUUUCACUGUAUGACCCAUUGAAUUCAAAAGUUUGUUUAUUUGAAAUCUUCUCCCUUCUAUUUGAUCCGAGAGAUAUAAUUAACAGUUACUUACUAACUUAGUUACUAACCUCAUGUGCUUGGUUCAUACUGUGAGUUACAGAACCUUGUUUUUGAAGCCAUAAAUCCAAGCAGGGAAAAACUUGGUCUGUAACUUACAGUACAGAUCUUGAAUUGUGUUGGUAAGAGAUAUAAAUCUACUAACUGAAAUGCCUCUCAAUACUGCCUAAAAUGGCUAGGAAUUCUUGAAAAAUCCAACAGGUUGAAAAUUUAUUUUACUUGAUGUGGUUAAAAUAAUGGAGAGCACUAUUUGCUCAAACUUGAAAUGUUAAAUUAAUUAAAAGUAAUGUGGCUUCUUUAAGCAAAAUUUAUGGCUGGAAUAUUUUCUGAUGUUUUUGUGUUUACUGUGAAUCUUGUUUGUUCUUUAAUUUUUUUGGGUUGCCUAACAUUUGUCUGUGUUUGUUGAGGGUGAUUAAAUUGUAGUGCAGGCUAAUUCAAUUAGAUAUUGAUUUUUUUGUGCUGUGUUUCCUUAAUUUCAGUCAGUGAAUGAAAUGCUAGACAAUGCUGGAAUACCACUGGAGAUCAUUGAUGGGUUUAUUGGAAGCAUUUCAGUGUCUGUUCCUUGGACAGCUCUUCUUAGUGAAAGCUGUUGUAUGGACAUCCAAGGUCUUGAAGUUACUAUCAUGCCCAGACAGAGAGUAGAUACAGGUAUUCUGAGCUAUAUUUAUCAGUUGAGUUUGGUGCAGUGGUGAGAGUGCUUACCUUCCUCCACCGUGGCCUGGGUUUGAUUCCCAGACCUGCUGUUGAGUUUGUUGUGGGUUCUUGUCCUCGUUGUAAGGUUUCUUUUUGAGUGUGAAUUCUUUGUAAAUGUUACAGGAGCAAAAUCCAAAUUUUUUUUCCAAUAGGAGGAAGUAUGACUGAUUCAAUGAUCUUCAAUGCAAUGACUACAAGUAUGCAACUGGCUCAGGAGUGCCUAAAGGAAAGUCCGUCCAGUGGGGAAGAACAAGCUGAAGCUAGCCAACCCUUUGAGGGUUUAGAGUCCUUUGCACAAACUAUAGAGUCUGGUGAGUUGUUUUUACUCAACCUUAUUUUUUCUUGUGAAUCACUUGGGUAAGUUUUUCAUAAGAGAAGCUGCAGUGGUGCUGUGACGGUGAGUGGUAUUAUGAACAACGUAAUUUGGUUCUAUCAACUGAGUUGAUAAUGUGAAUUGACCACCAUAAAGAGAUUCUAAAGCUGACUUUUCAAACAACAGCCCUUUGUCAGAAUGCAUCAGUUCACUCCAACCAUCUUCUUUAGAAACUCUCUACAGUGGCCAAUUGUUUUUAGUUAUCAACUCAGUUGAUGAAACCAAAUCAUCUAUUUUCUUGCAUGAAGCCUUUUGCAAAUGUCUCAGUUAUUUUUGUACAGUUACGAAUGAAUAAUAUUGUCACAGUGAAAGCAAUCCUUUUUUUUCUGUAUACUGACAAACAUUUUUCUCUCCCUUGGUCACAGUGUUAGCAAGAGUGAAAUUGUCUUUCACAGACACAGUAAUUAGAUUUGAGCAUUUACCCAAAGACACAGUGACAGGAAUAGGAUUAGAAAUACACAUUAAAAGGUACAAACACAUCGCUCACUUUGGAAUUGUAAUGGAUGAGUUUUAUAUUGUUAGUGUUGUUGUUGAUUCUUUGAAAUAUUUUUAAUCGGCAAUGUCAACCCCAUUUGCAGAAUUGAUUAUCUAGAUCUCUCUACGGAGCUGGCUGAGGAGAAUAGUCACUUUAAAGCCAAGAGUGUUUAUGAACCUGCUGCUUGUGCAUGCAAAAACCUCAAGAUCUUUGGAGUUUCUGUCCAUCUUGAUGAAUUUCCAGAGGAGUCAAGAACAGUGUCUCAAGUCCCUGACUUCUCUCAUUCACCCCCACCCUCCCUUAUUAGCGGGUCAUGCUCUCCGCUUCUCCAUGACCCAUCAAAUCCUCUUGGAAGACUCUCAUUAUCAGCAGAUCAGAUCAGCAAACCUUCACUCUCAGGGAGCUUAUUGCCACAAAUUAAGAUUGUGACAUUUGCUGGUCACUCUGAGAUCAAACUGAAACUGAAACAGAAUGUCACUGUGCCAGGACCAAAGGUUAGUGUAUGACGAUGGAAAAUGAAUUUUACUCUACACCUUUGUCAGCUCUUAAAAUUAAUGCAUUGCACUCUACACUGUACCAUUGAAUAUGAAAGUGAUGUUCACAGCAAUGAACUGAGGUCAAGGCAUUGUACAAUUAGUGUAUGAUGACUAGAUUUUAAGUUUUUAUGUACCACUAGUCACUGUCUAAUCUAAAACUUAAUAAUAAGUGUACUGUUUAAUUACCAUACAAGUAUGACAACAGAAUUUUAGUUUUAAUGCACCAUUGCAAUAAUAGUAUUGUGCAAUUCUUGAUCUAAACAAUAUGUGUAACAUUUCAGUUCUAUGUAUCCACUGUAAAGUUUAAGAAUAAACAAUUAUGGAACUCUAUGUACAAUUACUAUUAAUAUGAUUAUGACCAAAUUGAUGUAAUACACAGUAAUGGUAAAAUUAUGAAAGAACUGCAGUUCCUAUUUACCACUUUCAAGUCUAAAAAAAGCAAAUAAGUUGAUAAAAUUCUUGAUCUUGUAUACCAUUGUCACAUUUAAAAAUAGGCAAUAAAUUAAUUGUGAUAUACCAUUGAUAGAAACAAUUACUCUGUUAUUAUGACAGGACUUUAGUUUCUAAUUAGUUAACCCUUCGACCCUAAGAGUGACUAGCAUCUAAUUUCUCCUUACAAUAUCAUCACAGAAUCAUGUAUAAGGUCAUGAGAUUAAAGGAAAUGAUCACCAAACUAAACAAGAUCUUGAUUUUUAAACAAAUUCUCCUUCUCAGCACUUGAGCAAAUGUCUGGAGAACAGUAGGGAGAAUACAAAUACUGAUGUUAGGGUGUAAAGGGAUCACUUAGGUUCAGUUUCCAAACCCCCCCUCCCUUGACCAUAAAGUUGUAAAUUUAAAGAGGUGUAGGGAAUCAGUAUGGGAGAUUUACAGCAUAUGAUUUAAAUGUUGUUGGAACUAUUAGCUGCAUGACUCUGCAAAGUAGUGUCUUUUUAUGGACACUGUCUUUGCUUGGGGUUAGUAGUCUUGGAUAUCAUCAAGCACUGACAUCAUUUCCAGCGCUAUUGUUAUAUACUUCAAAGUGGUUAUCAUGAUGGUUAAUUUUUGUUUCGUUAGGUGGAUGUUGAAUGUUUUGUUGGAACAAUGAAUGUUUUCUUGUCACCCAAACAACUUCAUCUGCUCUUAGAACUUUGCAGUGGAUUUUCUUCUCCAGGUAAGUUACAGAAAAGCAAACAAGCACAUAUAUGUAAUAAGCAGACAGACAUACAAGAAGAUUAAAACAAGUUUGAGGUAAUUUGUAGGCAGAUAAAUACAGUGAUAUGAGUAUAACUUGCAGAUAAUUUAUAGUAAUUUAAUUUUCUGUCACUUUCAUUGAUAAAUUUUUCUUCUUUAGUUGCUGUGAUGAACACCUUCAGGACUGAUAUUGGAAAAUAGAACAAUGGAAUAAAAAGGUGCUUUUGUUUUCCUUUCAGAUGUGUCCAGCCAUACUUCUGACAAAGGCCAUGGUGUCAACAAACCCAUGCAACCAGAGGACUACCAGAAAGUUGAACAAGACUUGCAGAACCAAAUGACGUCCACAAGACAGCAGGAGCAGAGACAGCGACAAGGGCGGCAACGUGUAGACUCCUGGAACUUCUCCUUUGACUCUGCCAUGGUAAAUGAUACACCUCCACAUUACUCCUCAGGUGCCGAUUAUGACAGCAUCCUUGGAGAGGAGGGAGAGGAUACAUUUUAUUCCAUGUCAUCCAAUCAUGAUGUGCUACCUCCUCUGGAAGAACCAGUCUUACCAGCUGACAUGCUGCCGGUAAAAUCGUCGGGAAGUUUGCUACAUUCAGCAGAGUUUUCAUCGUUAGGAACUCUGGGUAGUGUGCAGUCUUCCCAGAAUAACUUGAUGAACUCUUUAGGAUGUGAUAAGAGAUUCAUGAGCCACAAAACACAAAUACCAGGUGAGCUUAUGAUACAAUAUAAAUGACAGCAUCGUUUGUACAAGAAAGGAGAUGCCAUGAUUAUAUAUGUGUAUACCUCACAGCUAGGAAAUUAUCUAACCCUUUACAUCCUAAUAUCACCAUGCAUAUUCUCUGUACUGAUCUCUCUAAUAAUUUUAAUAAUGAUAAUGAUAAUAAUAAUAAUAAUAAUAAUUAUUGGAAUAUAUUUAGUAAUAGUGAUGAUGAUGAUGACGAUGAUAAUAAUUAUGAUUAUGUCAUUUCAUUAUUUUGGAACCUAUCAGAAAGCUCGAUUAAAGAUGAAUAAGCUUAAAGUUUGUUAAAGAACUGUUUGAUGUUUUUAUUCUAAUAUGUUCACUCCAGGUACCUCUCUAGCAGAAGCUGCCAAUACAGUUUUUGUUCGUGCAAAACAAACCGUACUUGUUCCAGAUAGUACUAGUAGUAAGUAAAUCAUGAGUUUGUAUGUGAAUUUGUAGUCUCCUUGCUUCAGGCUAAAUUUGGAAGGGUCAACUUUGUCUUUUUUGAAUUCUCUAAAUUGUUGUUUUCGCACAAAUGCAUUAACAUUCAAAAAGCCAUUAUAGCAAUUAACUCUGGCCACAUUUUGGGUUUUAAGUUUCCGUCCUUCCCUCAAAUUAACACCCCAUGACAUUUCUGAAGUUGAAGUAAAUGUGCUAGGCAUCAAUCAAUCCAAGGAUUUACAGUUGUAAUUGGAAGCAAACUUAGUGUAGUCCUAUUACCAGUGGUCUAAUAGCAUUGUUUGGUGUAUCAAGUUCAAAUGUGUAUUAUACACAACUCUUUUUUUAGACACCCCUCAAAGCAAUGUUUCAAGACGAAGUCUGUCUUCAUCAAGCAAUCCUGGUCUUGCUGGAAUAGCAGCCUUGGAUGACCCCUGUCCAGAUGUGACUAAGGUAUGUCUGAAGCUCUCCAGUGUGGCUGUGACAGUGCUUCACAUUGACCCAGUGCUGUCUCCAGUGCCUGACGCAGGGGGCAGUCCUUCUGGUGAUGAUAGCAGUCAGAUUCAUCCAUUGUCCCAAAUGGCUGAAAAGUUUUUCGCUGGUAUUGGCACUUAUGGAUUUGGAGGGAAGGACUUUGAGGAUAUGGCUGCAAAAUUUACAUCAGCAUGCUGUGCAGACCAUCUGAGGUAUGUGUCAUGUGGUUUCAUAAAUGUUUAACAGGGCUUCAAGCUCACAAUGAUUCAGAGUGGCCAUUUGGCAACCGCAAAUCAUAAAAAGGUUGCUAGAGGCAAACUUUUGAUGGGCAGAAAAAAAAAUGGCAAAGGACACUUUGUGCAAUAUCCUGCAACAGUUAUUAUUUAUUGCUUGUGUAGAAAUUUUCUGACCUUGUAUUUAUCCUUAAGAUGCAUGGUUGCUCCACUGUCGUUUGAGUUUGAAAGAGUGGUUAAUAGCUCACAUCAGACUGGAAAUGGUGAACUGUCUGCAGGGAAACUGGAGCUAACUGAGUAUCUGUUUGAGCGUUCAUCUUCUUCAACAUCUACUCCAAUGCCUUAUUCCUCUACACAGGUAAAUACAGUCAAUUUUCUCUUUAGUGAACCCUUUAACUCCCAUAAGUGACCAAGAGAGAAUUUCUCCAUACCAUUUCAAUACAAUUUCAACUAAACAAGUGAUGAAAAUAAAGAAAAAUAUCAAUUUGGGGAUUAUUAGUUGAUCCAAUACUAAAUUCUCUGAACUAACAGAAUAAGAAUUGUAUGGUUGACAGUAAGGAGAAUUACAAAUUUGAUCUGGGAGUUAGAGAGUUACACAACCACUCUGUUAACCCUUUCACUCCCAAAAUCUCAUUAGUUAUUCUCCUUACACUCUUUCAUGCAAUAUGUAGGAAGUUAGUUUGGAGAUUUUGGUAUUGGAUCAACUAAUUAUCUCCCAAUUGAUAUUUUAAUUUAUUCUCAUCACUUUUCUGCUUGAUAUUGUAUUGGUGUAGUAUGGAGAAAUUCUGUCUUAGUCACCCUUAGUUUACUCUUUGAAAUCACCUCCUAGAUUUACUAUUUUCGAUUUUUGCUGUUGUUGAGAAUGACUUUGUAACAGGCCUCUGAUAAUUCUUUGUUCUAUUUUGUUUCUCACACAGAUGUGUAGUAAAGUUGCUUUUUGUUCUCUUUCAGUUGCUGAAGUCGUUUUCUAGUGAUAGUCAAACCACACCAUAUAUUGGGAUGAAUCCAACAUUUUCCCGUCCCUGCUUGAGGAUUAAAUACAGAAGCACACAAAGAACAACGUCUCCAGUGAGUGAACUCAGUCCUCUUGCAAUUAUGGUUUUUGUAUAAAUUAUUUUUCAGCUGCAUUGUAUAUUUUCUAUCCCUGCACUGACUAAGAGUGACUAGCAUCUAAUUUCUCCCUGUAUUUUCACCCCUGAAUCACACAUUAAGGUCACAAGAAUGAAGGAAAUGAUCACCAAGUAAAGGAGCUCUUGAUUGUUAAAAAAAGUUCUCCUUGUCAGCACCAAGAGAAAUGUAGAGAACGGUUUGGAGAAUAUGCAUACCGAUGUUAGGGUGAUAGCGCCAACUUUACGUAAGAGCACAUUCACCAGUACCCCCCUCUCCAUAAAAAAAUUAAGACACAUCUGGAAAAAAACGUUGGCAGUCUUAAAUCGUAUCCCACCCCUCUCCUCUCCCAUGAGAUGUAGCUGGUGUGUAAGACAUUGUGACAACUUUGAUGAAAGUUUCCUCUGCAAUUUCUAGGGGGUUGUUCAAGGUCGCAACAUUGUAUUGCCCAAACUGGAUUUAUCUUUGGAGCUUGGUGGAUUUCUUUGUGAACUGGACGUCUCCAUUGUUGACAGACUGACCGCACUGUUAAACCCACAACCAGUCUUCAUGAACCAUCCCUCCAACAUGCAGUCCCACGUGUUUAAAUCCUGCAAUCCAUCAGUUGUGGUAUGUUGCUACUAAGCCCCUACUUGUGCUCAGAUUUAUCAACGACAAACUUUUCAGAGAAAGAUGUUUUUCGUCUUGUGACGAGCGUGAGACAAAGAAAAAUUCUGCUCAUGGGGAAUCUUUGUCCCACGCUCGUGACAAGACGAAAAACAUUUUCUCUAUUUCUUGACCGAGCUCAGAACUUACCAUCUUCCUUAUUCUACUUGCAGACAAUUUUAUGUGCGCUUCACCUCAUUUUGGUAAUAAGAGAAAUUUAAAAAUUAUCUGUUCAUGCUACCUUACCUCUGUUCAGCAAAAGCUUACAGAUGAUGUCAAAAUGUGGUUAGAACAAAAAAGUGACACACAAGUUGCAGCAGAGUGUGUCACUGGUGUUCUUACCACAUUUUGACGUUGUCUGUGAUUUAUUACUGUACAGACCUAUGGUAACUUUGACUCUGUUUUUUAAGAUGAAGAAGCAAAAUGCUGUAAUUAGUGACGUCAUCUAUGCAUCUGUCUUCCCAUAGAUCAUAUAUAAGAUCUAAUCAAAACGCGUGGUGCAUGAUUUAGCUUAGCAUACAAAUUUAUAUAACAUUCUUUUUACGUGAGAUUUCACCUUCUGUCAGUGGUAACAUUCUAUACUGACUUUAAAGAUUAUGUUGUGUUCUUUGCAGAACCAGCAGGCUGUGUUUACUCAAGCCAUGGAUGACACUCCCUCAGUAGAACAGCCUUUUAACAUUAACCUCACUUGCCCUUCACUAACACUAGUCGUAAGGUGAGCUCUUCAGUAAGGCAAGCAGAGGAAGCAUUUAUUCAAACAAAAUAAUAUUGUUUUCAACUCUUAAUUGGGAAAUCCAGGAAAGUUACUUAACUUUGGUAGCUGGAGGUUUUGUGAGCGCUAAGUGAUGAAAUGCAAAGCUACAUGCGAGAUCUUUCGUCCCAAGCCUCUCGUGGCUCAUGGCUUGAGCGCGAACGGAAACGAUAGAUACACCUCUACACAGGCUUAAAGCUAGUAAUGGGGAUUAUUAUUUUUUGACACUCAACCGUGGACUACUUUCAACAGUAAAAAUUCAGGAUUUCUGCUUCGACCAGUCAUGUGUUCAAGGGUAAAAAAUCUAAUUUUAACUAAGGCAAGUCUGUUGAUGCAUUCAAGUCAUCUGAUAUGAAAUAUUUUGUUCUGUGUUAUCAUUUAAGAGUUCCAAUUCCUGAUUUACGGCCAGCUGUGGACCGACGACCUUGGUGGCAAAAAUCCUUGAGAAAGGAGCGUUUCAUAUUUGACUUCUCAGCUGUUGAAUUCAGUACAUUGUAUUCUGGCUCAGAAAGCUCUUGCCAGUACGAUUUCAGUUUUAAAGAAUUAGAAGGUAUAGAUGUUUUCUGAUAUAUGCAACACUUGAAAUACGGUCACCUCUGUAUGCACCUAUCAACUAAGAGGGAGCACCACAAGGAAAAACUAUUUGGCUCGAUGUCAAACUAGUUAUUUGAAGACCGGAGUAAUGUAGCGGCUUCGCAUUACUCUGCAAGUGUCGUGCGUCGUUAAACCCGCCCAAUAAUUUGCAUUUAGAUCGAUCUUUGCAUGUUGGUUGAAGCACAUGAUUUUUAAAGAGAAUAAUUACAUUCUACUGCAAGGAAACGAGUUGGAAGAUUUGGGGGCGAAUUGGCAGGAGAGUGAACUCGCAAAGGUGGUAGGGGGCGAAACAUCCAUAAACCCGUGCGAAAAAGGAGGUUAUUGUAAUUAGGAUGUCACAAACUCAUCUUGAUUUCUUUCUUUCUUCCUCUUUAUCCUUUUUUUUUUGCAUUCAAAAAGGUUAUUUCCAGGAGGAUACAAGCAGUGGUAAAAUGCCAGUUAUUCGUGUAACACAUUGUCAGUCGGACAAUGAGACAGGGAGUGGAGAGUUUGGUCGGCCAAGGUAAUUCUUGAUUAUCGUUCUAUGAGAUGUUUGGAAGUCUUGCAUACAAGUUAAGAGGCCCGCUUCAUAUUUCAUGUUAUCUGUCAGAAUACCGGUACUUCAGUGAAGGGGUGGUCGAGGGGGGGGAAGGAGGGGUGGUGGUCUGGAUAUAUUCUCUCCCUUCAGACCUUUAGGUUUUUUCGCCAUCUGUCUGACACCAAACUUCUUGCUUUAAGAAGAUAGUGUCUUUAUGCUCCAUAAGGAGUCUUUGAAAUUUGCUUAUCUCGAAAUAUUUCCUAGCUUGGGUAGGCUACAUAGCGUAAGAGCAAAAUGUAUUUUUUUUUAUUGAAGCAAAGUGUGGACUUCACCCCCUUUCCCUCUUCAAGAAUUCUGGGAUCCGUCCCUGUACUGUCACGAGUGAAUUAUCGGUAUAAGAUCGCUAUAGGCAGAAGGGAAGGCCAAUAGUUGAAUGGCUGUGGGACUUAGUACCUAGGUUAAAAAAUUACCAUUUUUUUUCUCCUAAGAAUUGUGAUAACAGUCCAGCCCCCGGCUCCACUAUCAGCUUUGGAGGAAGUUCCGUCCUCAGAUAACUCGCCUCUCAGUUCUCUCGAUGCGUAUCCUGUGAUGAAAGCUGAGCCGUCGCCAUUCUCCUCUAGACCUGUUAUGUUUGAGACAGAGGAGGUAAGUAGUAAUAGCAGUGUGUGUACAUUUUUGGUGCUAACGGUAUACAAAUGAAUGACUGUCAAUGUAGGAAAAUCAUUUCAUGUGAACUGCGAAUUAUUAAGUAAAUGAGAUUGAUGAUCGUGUCUUUCUCAUAUUCAUGCGCAGUUCACACAUACGAUUGUUACAUAUAUUUACAGUGCUUAAUGUUCAUCACUUCAUGUGUUUCUAACGAACCAACAAAAUGACCAGCUCCCAGUUGGCUUGUUAGCUCGGUUGGUAGAGCACUGCACCGGUAUCGCUAUUGCCUAGGUAAUGUUCAUGACUGCAAAGAGUACUUUCAUAUUCAGGUAUGCAAAUAGUUAUUCAAGAGCUUGGCUAUGAAAUGAAGCUUCAUCCUCAAUGAUUCUUCAAUCAGGUUUUUUUUUUCCUUUUUAGCUGCUAAUGCCUGGCUCACAAGAGGAAAUGAGAAAAUUCCAAGAGGACACUGUGGCAACUUCAAGAGUACAUGUGGAAUGCUCCUUUUCAAGGUUUGAUGUGAACUUGCACACGAAGGAUGUGUUUGAGAACAUCUAUAACAGGUGAUUUAAGCUAACAUAUACUGGCAAUUGAGAACUGUAAAGAUUUUUCCCUAUUCCGUGCUUGGAUAAAACAUCAGAGAUAUAGAAGGUCAGAUCUCUCAACCCUGCGAAAUGGUUCCACCACAAGCUUUUGGUGUCACUACGUAUCUGAGCUUUACGGCUAACUUGAAGCAUUACUGAGUUGUUUCUCGGGAAAUUUAGAUCUUAAAUUGCGUCGGCCUCUCAUAAGUGGUGUUAUGACACAGCUGGCAUUUUUUUUCGCAAGCAGAAAGUUGGUAAACUCGAGCACGCAAGAUGAAUUCAUCUUGCCCUCUUAGUGAGCAAUUCCGAGUUUGCGUUAUAUCUUAUUAGCUAACGGAGUGAGUCAUAGUUACCAUGAUUUAGAAGGCUCUUUUUUGUGCCUUUUCUUUAAUUUCAGCUUGCUUAUAAGGAUCAUAUCUUUAUUUGUUUAUCAUUGCAGGUCAAAAAUGUUAUUCAUUUCAUUCAAUUGUGCUCAGAAACCAUUAUGUAAAUGAAGAACCCACUAAAAUUUGGCUCGCUCUUAAAAUGUGGAUUCGUAGCCCUGUUGGUAGUAAGGGGUUUCCGAAUUUUUUUCAGGCUCUUCGUCUGGGAUUUCUUUAAUUGCCGCUUACCUGUGAUGAUCAUAUCUCUACUUGCUUUCCAUUCACAGGUCAAAUAUGUGAUUUAAUUCGUUUAAGUUUUAUCAUGUUUUAAUAGACUAUAUUGCAAGUUGCUUACUUCGGGCGCUCUCAGUCUAAUCAAAUUAAAAUGAAUCAGAGUAUGACAGCUCCCAAUUACUGUAAACACAGAAAUGUAGCUUUGUUGUUUUAUCUUAUUGCUAGGCUGGCCAGUGACCUUUUGCUAUGGGAACCCAUGGCGCCCUCGCCUACUGACCGGCCGGACCCGUUUAGUUUCAGUGUAAGCACAGGGUUGGAUUUGGCGAGUCAGAUGCUGCGGGCUCAAGGACCGGAUCGGUUUGUCAUGUGUCGAUCAGGGCUUCGGAGUUACGAUGAUGGUAAGGCGAAACUCGCUCUGGCAUGGCAUGGGUCGUUUAUAACGACGUGCAAAGUUCCUUUCAUGUUGAGAAUAGUCGAGGAUGGAAAAUAUUGAAACAGAUUUCAAAUGAAGAGCACAAAAAAUUAAGGCUAUAUUUUCAACCGAGAUACAAGUAACCAUACCGUUACGUAGUUCCUCUGAGGUGUACACCCCUAAGGAUUGUGCAUGCGUGGAUUGUUGUAAGUACUUUGGGUUGAAAAAUGAUAACUGUAAACAAUUACAGCUAGACGGGAGAAUAACCUUAUACUGAAUUUUAGGAGUUUAUAAGGGUCAAACAUCUUUUAAAACUUUUAAGUUAACUGUUUUUGCCACUCAGGGAAUCAUAUACUUCAUUCUUCUUUGGGCGGUCGAGUUGUUAUGCAUAUUAACCUAAGUGGGAAGAACGUUAUGACGGUUUGACAUAACAGACCCACCUUUUCUUCGUAUGCAGAUGCUUCUUCCUCCGACGAAGAAGACAGCAGCAAUUUCACAUCGCUGGAGAACAAGUACAAACGUGCAAAAUCCAACCCAAACGGACAGACAGCGUUUACUCUGACGCUUAGUGUGAACAAGGGUAGACUGGCAAUGUUUCCUAAGAGUGAGGUACGAUUUGCACGCAAGCAUGAGCAUUUUUCAAAAAUUUGUUUAAAGGUUCUAUGAAGUUUUGCAUUUUUUUUCUAGAUUUGGUCUCCAAGUGGAAGUUCCAAGGAUUUUAGCUCAUGUUCUGAGGAAGUGUUGGGAGAAAUAGCAGCCGAGUUUAAUGACGUCUCAUUCUUCGUAGCAGCUUGUUACAAGAGCCAAGCAGACCUUACCUAUCUGAGCCUGCAGUCGCAAAAGGUCGCUUUUCAGCACGCGCCUGUGGUUCCACAGGCAUCCCAUGAGUCUAUGGAGUCUGCGUUUAGUGGAGCUGAGCUCCAGUCUACCCUCUAUCACACUGAACCUGGUGUGAGACAAGGUGAUGGGAGGACUGGUGAACCGAUGUUUGCGUUUGCCAUUAAAGUCUCUGCAGAUACUUCGAAGAACAUAAAGGUAAAAAAAAGACUGGUUUGUCUUAUAACCCUAUUUCACUGUACUGGCAGGAGAAAAUGUUACUUUCAAUUUUCCUUCUCUUUAUCGCCGGGGGGGGGGAGUCGCAUUUUGAAAAGAUUUUGAUUAUGUUACAAUAAAAUUUACCUGAUUUCCCCCCCCCCAGGUUCUGUAGUAUCUUAAUAUAUUACAGUAUAGUAUUCUGUAGUAUUCUAUUAUACUCUGUUAUCGAUGACUGAUUUCCCCUCCGUUCCCCCUUGAAAAUCAUGGGAAUUUCCCCCGAAUCCUCUGACCAUCCCCUCGCCUUCCAGGUUAUGAAUAAUGACUGAUCCCUUACUUCUGCUGUUUUUGAUAUUUUAGGAGAUUUUGUUCUCUCUUGGACUGCGUAGAAGCACUCUUCGCCACAGAAUGCUGGCUUCUAAACAGAUGUGGCUCACUCAGGUAUGCACUGUUACGUUUUUUAGGUUUCCAAUCCCUUUCUUCCAAAAGCGAUUCUUUAUUCACUCAACAACUGUGUUGAAAGUGAAAGAGAGUAGUGUAAAGCAGUUAACAGUUGUUUAAAAAAAACUUCAUUCUUUAUAGGUUCGCGAUUUUUUCGACGUGAAGGAUGAUCCAGUGCUGGGUUUCAUUCCCCCAGCGGUUGUAACAGUGUUCCAUACUCAUGUAUGGGAGGGGACCAUUGACUACAGGUGAGUGAAAUCUGCAGCAUUUUUGGAACCCGUCCAUUCCAUUCAUUCGUCGCUGUGUUAUUUUGUUGUUAUUUGUUGGUUGAGUGUAAUUUUUUAAUUUUUUUUUAUUUUUCAGGCCAAUUCACUUACCAUUACGGGUUCUUGUAACUAUGGGUACUUUCAGCGUGUCGAGUAACAUCACCAUCGAGUCUAAUGUUUCUCUUUUGAGGUAAGGAAACUUACUUGGUUUGUUCUCUUUAGCGAAAUUUUGUGAGCUUAAAACUACGACAUUUCAGCACUUAGGAAAAGGGUGAAAUUUUAGAUAACAGUGAAAAAAAAAAGCGACGUAAGCGACUUUGUAACUGCGUGUUUCCCAUCUGUUUCUAAAGCAGACUUUGCGAACGUUAGACCUUGGUCAGGGGCUCAGAGCGAACACACGAAACGUCAACCUCAGAGAAUCUCUAUAGUGGCCAAUUUGCAUCAUCAAUUCUGUUCAAAAGACAAAACUAACUUGAGUUGCCAGCUAAGGGUGUUUUCAACUGUGUUAUUGCGCUAAAGCGGGACCGGUUAUAUUUCGUUGAUUAGAUAAUUGAGUGAGUCAUUGAUCUGUAGACUACUUGACUGACUGAUUGUUUUUUUUUUUUUUUUCCUGACAGGUUUAUUAUCGAUGACGCAGCGUUAUAUCUCUCCGACAAAUGCAGUGGGGCUGCGAACAUCAGAAGUAGGUUCAAUCUGAAAUUUUUUUCUUCGUAGUUUCUUAUUUUUGUCUUUGGGUUUGUUUUGUUUUUACUUUUGGUUGCGUUGUUGUUAUUCACGUGAAGCUGAUUCAGGUGGUAUGAUUAUCUUUGUUCCAGACUACGUCUGUGUUCUCGAUCUCGGAAUGUUUGAACUCUCUUUAUUCACCAGUGAUGGUAGUGAACAGGUUAGAACAUUUUGCGUUUUUACUUAGCCGAACAAUUUUCAUUUAAAUGUCAAAAUAAUGUAGGAUUCAAUCGGUUUUGCUUCCUUCGCUUUGAGGUUUGUAUGGAACAACCUCCCUGUACUCUCAAUCAAUCAGAUACUUGUUAAUCGAGAUUUUAUCGUACGCAUUUUCGAAGAUGAUCACACAUAUAUUAAAUCUGCAUAAGCGCUCUAACCCUUGAGUAUCAAAUUAAAUUUUGCUGCGAUAUACAUUUAUUCAAACAAACUGCUGCGUCGCUUAAAUGGUCAGUCAAUCGCCCGGGAGAAUUCUGUCCCACAAAUGCCGAACAGAUCAUGAUUGAGCCUUUACUCCGCUACAAAACUGUUCAGGGCUACUGAAAAUUAAAUAUUUCUUAUCUAAUCGAGAAAUGCAGCCAUCACGAAGUUGCAACCGUCUUCGUGAGCCUGCUCUUGUAAGAUUGACCGCUGGUUGAGAGCGCCUACUGAGCUCAUAGUGGCACACUUUCCUAAAUUUUUAUCUAAUCAAACGAAAAUAGCUUCUAAAGAAGACGUUUUGAAACUCUUUUUUAACUCUGCAACGUUAAAGUUACUGAAGGAAAUCAUUAAAUAUCCAUUCAGGGUCACCCACAGUUAGAACUGCGCAUGUCCAACAACAUAGUCAAUGUCCGAACAUGCUCGGACUCAUGUUCCGCUCUGCUUCAACUGAUUCAGUACAUUGCAGCGGACGGGGAUCUGGUACCUAGCUACGAACCAGAAGUACCCGAUGCCACGAAAAACCCCCCGGUAAGUAGCAAAAUUGUCAAUCUUUUCAUUGUAGGAGAACUGCGUAAAGAGGUACUCAUUUCCGUUGCGUAGUAGAAUGUUGCGAGAGAAUUGCUCUUCUCUUCGCUCUCGUGUAUUAUUUGAACUUCUUGUUUUCAAGCUUCGUAGUUUUGUUCAUGUGACAUGUAUCCUUCGCAUGUAACCCGCAUACAUUUUUUUUAGACUCCAAGCCGCUGUCCAGCCGAGCCGCCAGUCAAGCAAGGGUCCAUAGAUGAGGGAGAACUGAGCAAUAUCAUGACCGAGGCCAUGGUGGAUAGUCGCUCUGAUGAAGAAACCCUACACGACAAGGUACUAUAAUUUAUUACAGAUUCAGUUCCACAGGAGUGUGUGUUCUGAUUCACAUUUGGGAGAAAUUUCUUCCUAUUGCAACUUACUGGCGUUAAAUCAGCGGUUUUGUUUGUUUGUUUGUUUGUUUAUGUCAGAGCGUCAAAGGCGAACUCAGUCAUCAGCUUUCCAGAUCACCAAGACGAGAUCUCUUCUUGUUCCCUGAUGACGAGCUGAGCAGCCCUGUGGAGGAGUAUUACCCCCCGGAAGAAACAAACGCAGAGUUACCAAAUCCGGGGGAGGUGGAGGAAGAAGAAGAGGAUAGUGAUGACGAUUUCUGUAUUCUGGAACACCCAGAUAAAGAACCUGAGGGUUUGAGUCAUGAAGUAAUCAUCAAACGCCUCAUAGAUGAACAAGUCAGCAUUGUGGAUAAUCAUUUUACUGUUCCCGUACGUAUUUUAUGACGAGGUUGUGUCCUGUGCAGUUGAACUAGCUCUUUCUGUUUCGCUCUGUUUCCGCGCAUAACUUUACUGAAUUGUACGUGAGGCAAAAUGUCAUAAGCUGGAAUAAUUCUUAACUUUUCCGCCUUGCAGGUUUAUUGCGAAAGUUAAGCUUGACUUCAUACUGGUUCUCGACAUUUCUUUAGCGUCAAAGAACAAGCUCUUGCAAGGAAUAGACGACAUGACGAAAUUCGGAAACGGUUUUGCUUCAUUAGCGAAUGAACGCUGUAAAGCCUAGCGUUCCCAGUUUCUUUGACAUAUAUACUUCCUUAAGGUCGAUAUCGGCUGGUUUCUUUCUUUUUAUCACUCUACUGAGUUGGGUACCUUUUUAUAGUUUAAUUUACUUGUUCUGGUUGUGUUUGCUUGUUUCAUAGCUGGGUCCAAGCGACCAACUCUGCGCCCCGAGUCAUUUUCCACCAGCGGUGUUCUGCUGCACGCUUAAGGAAAUGUCUGUUGUAUGGCAUCUAUAUGGCGGCCGGGACUUUGGUGGAUCAGUAUCACGUGACACCAGGAAGAAGUGAGUUAAGAUAACUUUGCUUUCUUAACUUAAGUGUGGAAAGUAUAUAUUUUUCCACCAAAAGAAAUAUUUUAAGACAAUUCUCACGGAGAUUCUUUGGGUUAGUAAAGAACUAAUCUAAAAAAAAUUGACCCUGAGAAAUAUUUACAGUUUCCUACUGCAACGACUAAGAGGCAAGUGUGUUGAAAAUUUUGAUAUUGAUUAGAUUUUUCUUGUGUGGAAUAGGUCGAAAGCAAAAUGCGACGUUAGUAAGCCGUCUUCCCUCACCUCGUCGACGGUUGAAAAACAAUUUUGUAAUUGAUAAGUUCUGUUUAUAGGAUAAGCUUUGCAUUGGAUGAAAGAGGACAGGCUGUGGACAGUUCCUUUGUGAAGAGACCCACAACGCUACUCACUAAAAACACUGCACCCGCGAGAACUGCAAACAAGCUCAGUGGAGGACCAAACAGAAACAACGAUGUGCUGAUGGAGUUUUAUUUAAACAAGGUGAGCAUAAGUAUCCUAACCAGCAUCUGUAAAGAGGCGCAUGGAUAGAAGUAACUGAAUGUUAUAGAGAAGGUGAGAGGUGAAAAUGCUUCAGGGAUUCACUGAGUGAAGCAAGGAGUAAAACCGAAAGAGUCGCCGUAGCUUGAAACUUCCUUACAGCUGAAUAAAAUGCACUAUUUUAAAAUUGCACUUUCGGAAUCCUCCUUAAGGAUUCAAACCUAAGUCAGUUCAGAUUUCGCCCUUGCGAAUGUGCUAUCAACGGACCGGACCAACGCUAUCCAGGAACGCAAGUAAGGAGGGGGAAACCGAUUCAGAUCAAGGGUAAUUCAGACCAGCAGAGGCAUUGCGUGACACGCCUGAGGCAGGAGUUAAACGUGGUCCACGUGCGAGAAGGGGACGCGAAAAAAAGGGACUUUUAUAUGUGCUUAUCCGCCUUUAGAUGCCUUCCUAUAGCAUCAAUGAAUCAGAACGUUUUAUAAUUUGUCAACUUUCCCUUUGCGUUCGCCUCGCGCUUUUCUCCACUCCCACUCAGGGAAAUUGCAAAAGAUUAUACCUGCCCCCAGGGGUGGGUUGAGAGCCGAGUGGAAAAUAAAGGACAUUGUUCCAUCUGGCUAACACUGUAUGUCUUUCUAAGAAGCGUCUUUUGGCGUUAGUCGAGUUUUCACAACAUGAGUGAAAUGACAUUGUUUGGUUAAGGUAGAGUGAGGCUAGCACCGAAUAAUUUUUACUUCAGCGGAGGGUAAAUAUUUGCGCCUUCUUUCCUUUAGAUUCGUCUGCAGUACGAGGAGUACCCCGAGGACACAGAACAGGCCUCACGGAUUGUAGUGCUCGUGCAAGAUGUUGAGAUCAGGGACCGCUUGGCACUUUCUCAGAUAAACAAGUUCCUAUACCAGUACACCUCUGAGGCCUGUCCGAAACAGACCCAUGCCAAUAUGGUAAGUAACCUGGCUCUUGGUCAUUAACAGACAUAAAACCUCGUCGGUGAUCAGAAAGAUCCGAUGCUGAGCAUGCCCCUGUUGGUUUAUUUCGAGGCGUAAGAAAUGUUUGUGAAUCUUUUUUUUUAAGACUUGAGGAUGAAAUUUACUGAAAUAAAAAGUAAGAAAAAAUAGUGGCAGAAAAGUCUAAAAAUGAUUUCUUUUUGUUGGAAAAUUAACUUUUUUUUCCAUUCAGAUCUUUCGUCAAAAAACUGAAGGCAAUGCUAGUUCGGGUUGCGUAGGAAAAUACCUUUGUGGUGGAUUCCAGUUGCUGGUCUUCUUCUUCGAAUAAGCACUAUAGACAUUCACCUUUCUUUUUUUAACAAUUUUCUCGUUUAGAUCCUGCUCAAGAUGCUUCAUAUUCGGCCUGAUCCUGGUCUCAAAGCACAAGAGUGUAAUCUGAGAGUUUCUAUACAGCCUCUGAGGCUAAAUGUUGACCAGGUAAAGUCAUGCAGUGCUCCUGAUCUACUGACGUCACCGUCACGCAAUCAGAGAAUGAGUAUGAAUACGUUGAAGGGUUUUCUUCUGUUUACGCAGCCGUUUAAUAAACAAGCGAUUAAAACGAAUCUUUCUUACUGAAAUGGCCUUCAAAACCUUUAUCUACGCUUAUUUGUGUUAUCUUCUUUUUUAAGGAUGCUUUAUUUUUCUUGAGGAAUUUCUUCUCAGAAGUCAUGGGAGAAGCUGCAAAAAACCCAAAAGGUACAUUUUUUAAUAUUUUCCCAAAUACCAGGAUGCCUAAUUUUUAACGGAAAUUAUUUGAGGAUUUGCAACCGUACAUGUUGGAGCAGAGUUCAAUCACUUGUUGAUGCCGACUUUGACCAAUUUCAUUCAGAAGCGUAGAACCUGUUCAAGGUUAUAAGCUUCUGCCCCCAAUCAAAGGAUUGGUUUAGUUUCACUCAAGGGAAAGAGCUUUUAGCCAUGUUGGUUCUGUUCUUUCGCUCGUCCGUUUCUGCAUUUAUCGUUCAUUUUUCUUUUUUUUCUUGGCCUUUGUUAGGAUCUAGUUCAGUUGAUUCCAGUCCUGUUAGGCCGCCCCCGUCUUCUGAGUGGUUAUUGGAGACCCCAGGCGCCGAAGAGACCCUGGUAGAGUCAGCAAGUGAGUCAGAAACAGACGCCCUCCAGCCAGCCCCUACCUUCUUUCGGUCCUUUAUAUUUUCUCCCGAGGUACCAAUUAGGUUGGAUUAUCAGGGAAAGAGAGUCGACAUGGAGCAGGUAAGAUGGGUUUGAUGUUUGAUGGGUCACAGAAAAUAAUCUUUAUGCUGGUUUGGUUUUGUUUGUAAGUUAAAAUCUCGUUUCAAGGAAGGUUCUUUUUUGAAUAUCUGUUUACAAUUCUGAAGUGGACACCUUUUUCUCGCCCCAAUCCCCCUAAAAGGCGGGAGAUUUGGGCAAGGAGAUAUGUCGUCGAGCGAUGAGCAAGCUGGACUCCGGAACUGGAAGCAGAACACAAGCCUUGGUUCGAGGUUUGGCCUGUAUCCUCAAGUUUUAUCCUUCAUCUCGAAGUUCAAACGGCUGCCAGCAGAACGUCAUAAAAAUGUGACGAAUUGUUCGGAGGUUUCUUACGAUGAACAAGAAUCGCCUUCAGUAGCAGUAGCGAUAUUCCCAUAUGCGUUCCACUGUAAAAACGGGGUAUCAGCUUUAAUGCUUAUACGACUUCGCUCGCCCUUUUUCUUGCUUACAAGAAUUCUUUUUCUCCAGGGCACCUUGGCCGGUCUGUUAAUCGGUCUUGGUCAGCUCAAUUGCUCUGAGCUGCGUCUCAAACGCCUGUGUUGUCGUAGCGGCUUGCUUGGAAUGGACAGAGUGAUCAACUACGCGUUGUCUGAGUGGCUUGCGGACAUAAGGAGCACCCAACUGCCUAGGAUACUGGGUGGAGUCGGUCCUGUGCACUCCUUUCUUCAGCUGUUCCAGGGAUUAGUGGACCUGGUAUGGCUGCCUAUUGAUCAGUACCGGCGGGAUGGGCGUGUCAUGAGGGGGCUGCAGAGGGGAGCCAACUCCUUCACUACUUCAUCUGCUAUGGCCUUUCUUGAACUGACUAACCGAGUGGUGCAGAUAAUACAGGUAAGAGGAAAUGUCCUAAGAAAUUUAACACUGUGAAUUUCAGCCAAAAGCAGGUGAGUUUGCUUAGCGUGUAGCUUUGAUGAAAACCUCAGAUAAUUUUUUCUUUAUCAAAAGAAAUGUGCUUACCACUAAAUUCAUCGAGACGGAAUAUUAUGUAACAGCACCUACUUAGCUCGACCUGGAAGUAUUUAUCUUUCAAAAUGUGACUCCCGCGGUGAACAACUUUAUGCAAAAUAAGCCCUUGCAGUCUCAAAAGGUAAAAUGCUGUUAUUAGUAAUAGUUAAAAUUCAAGCGGCAGACUUCAAGCUAUCACCCCCCACCCCCCCCUCCUUCCCAUCUUUUUCUUCCAAGUGAACCGUUGGCAGACGGAACUUUCGCAUUUACUUUGAAAACUAUCUCUUCGAUAUACUCUCGGAAUUAGUGGCCUCUCCAGUGUUUUCUUUAUUUUACUUAUCUUUUAAUCUAUUUACCCAUUUACUUAUUUUUGGGGUGAUUUGUUUUACUUUCAGUCCGCAGCAGAGACAGCAUAUGACGUAGUUAGUCCAGACUCCCCAGUGAAACGGGGCCAGAAUCGGCUGGCACAACAGCCGUUUGAUUUACGUGAAGGAGUAUCCAAUGCCUACCAAGUCUUCAGAGAGGUCAGAUAUAUAUUUUAUACACACUAAGAUUCCUUAUAGGAUCAUCAUCACUCUAUUUUACGAGCUCUUUCAAAUUUCAAGUUUAUUCCGGCCAUCUUAAUUUCAAAAUAUAGUUUGUGCGACUUAGAUUAUUAAUACCACUAGCAGUCCCUGCUUUCGGCGAAGUCCGUCGCGUGAGUUAAAAUAUGCAACACCUCUGAAUGACCUUUAAAAUACUGGGUAAUUUAGUAUUAUCAACUGAGUUGAUAACGUGAAUUGGCCACCGUAGAGAGUUUCAAAGCUGACGUUUCGAGCGUUAGCCCUUCAUCAGAGCGAUUGGAGGAAUUGUGGGUUGUGUGUGUGUUUAUGUGCAGAAAGUGGAGCUACGCUAUUGGUGGGAAUAUGACGACGAGAAAACAAGAAUUAAAAAUACUUUUUUUUAAAAAAAUACUGGUUCUUUGGUUUUCAGGGACUGGGUCAAACAGCCACAAACAUUGUUCAAGUGGCUAAAGAUGAACACGAACAGAAGGGAGUAACAGGUGCUGUGGGUGGUGUCCUGCGCCAGGUCCCAGCGACCGUAGUUCAGCCCUUUAUUCUGGCUACAGAGGCCACCUCUAGUGUCCUGGGAGGAGUCCGUAAUCAAAUCCUUCCCGAUGCUAGACGAGAGGCCGCGGAAAAAUGGAGAGCAAGCCCUUGAGAGUUAAAGCAUGUUGACGUUUUUAGAAUCUCUUCUUUAGUAGUCUAUUAUAUAUGCUGGUAGAUAUCUGGUCUGUUGGUCAGAUGAAGAAUGUCUGUUGGCAAAGCCUUAGACAGUUUAUUCGUUUGAUUACAAACUGUUCUACCCUUUUGUUUUGCACCUUUUACAAUUUUUAGUAUUUUAUUUCAAGUUCGUAGGAGGUCAAAUUGUAAAGGAAUAGUAGAAUUUAUUGGCUUCUUGUUUCCGUGUCUUAACGAUCGAUGAAAAAUUUUUAUGUUCUUAGGUCAUUACCUUUCGUAGUAGAGUGCGCACAAUAAGCACUUAAUGACUGGCCCCAAGGAAAUAAAGCUAACUGUUUCCCGUGGGGCCAGUUUCUAAAAAGUUUUGUCACACCUCCCAACUUCUCCUCCAAUCAGAAAACGAAAUUGAGUUCGGAGGUUUAACAAUAGGGACUAUUCAGAAAUUUGUGACGCUAGGCUUGGGCUACGGAUAAUCUCAGUUGCCUAGCAACUUUUUGACAUAAUUGCGGGCUCACUUUAUCUCAACAUUGUUCUUGAACAUGAAGUAUCGUAGUCAUUAUUUUAGGAUUGAAAUUCAAUUUUUUUUCUUUUAAUUCAGACUCUACAUUAGACGAUUGAUAACCUAGAAUCUAGCCGUUACUCGGUAAAAAUUCACUGUAGUCAUAGGUGUGAAUGUAAGUGUACACUUCAAAAGCCAAGGGAGGAAUUUGCGUUUUGUGUGUUGUCUUUAAGGGAGACAUUUAUUUAUCUGCGGAGGAAAGACUUGAUUCAAUGUCAGUAUCUGAACAGCUGCCCACCUACCCCUCCCUUAAUCCAUCAACAUUCAACUGAUAACAAGUUGGGAUUAAUGUUAGGUUAGGGGAGGGUAGGUGCGCUUGAUACUCAGAUACUGACUUUUAUCCAACAACUUAAUAGCUUUCUGUUUUUUCAAUGGGGUAGGAAAUUAUGCAAAUGUUUUUCUACCUGAAAACCUGUACAUGUAAAGAAACUGUACAGCCGUUUUAUAAUUGUAGGAAUAUGUUGUAUAUGUACAUCAUUUUCAGUAUUGUACAAAGGGGGCAGAUACUGUUUCGUUGCCUGUAGUUGUAUUGUACAUAGAUUUAAACUCACACUUGGCUUGUGCAAACGGGGAAGUAAUUUCUCUUAGUGAUACACCUAUUUUUGUUUUAGUAUGAGCUUUCGUAGCAGUAGAAGUUUGUUACUUUUUAAUUUUGCGAAGAAAGCUACUGAGUCGCUAUGUUCGUGCGCCAGUGAAAGAAGAAGGGUCAUAGAUUGCUUUCUGUUGUGAAUGAAAAA